This is a messenger RNA of Dibothriocephalus latus, 1158 nucleotides long. Lineage: Eukaryota; Metazoa; Platyhelminthes; Cestoda; Diphyllobothriidea; Diphyllobothriidae. The record is from the annotation of a GenBank genome assembly.
AUGCCAUCCGCUAAGAGACCAACCAACCUCGGAAUCGAUCCCGCUCACUGUCCUUACAGUAACUUCAAUCCUGUGACGCCAGCAGACAUUGACGCGGACUGCUUGCAGGUAUGUCACCCAAACCCACCUGCCCCACCUGACAUUCAAAGCUCACCACGGGUUCCGGCAAUGGCCAUACAGAGCCUGGAAGAUAUCCGAGGUGCAGAGCACCCUACUGGUUUGCUGGAAGGCAGGACUGAGCACAAAUCGCACCCCAACUUCAACAAACCACCAAUGGCCUGUUUUCCGAGAUAUAAACGCGUAAGGUUUGCGGAGAAGCCACAGACACAACAGUAUUCAUGCAGUCCAAUGGAGGAGAAAGUCAGCUUCGGUAAAUUUCGCAGGAGCCAGGAAUGGCAGACGACACAGUCCAUGUUUUCUUUCCUCGACAACCCCAAGGCCUCUAAGACAUGUCUACCUUCUGCAUGCUUCAAACGCAAGCCCACUACUAAGGAUGAGGCCAUUUGGAAGUCUGGAAAAAGCCUGCGAGAGAAUAUAACCGCUGUUUAUGUGGCUGACUCUCAGCUGGACGAGGGUUUUGUUGACAGUUCUACACCUCUCGGUGGGUACAUGUAUCCGGAAAGUCCGGUUAGGGGAGACGAGUGGGAAGGCUAUGAGAGACCCUCAAAGUUCUGGACGACGGAGGAAUACAGUGAAAGCCACCUCUACGAACCAGUCAGAGGACGGUCUGUUUGCCCAACCUACAUGCGUCCUGAGAGAUUGACUCGGCUGAAUUUGCCCCCCGAAGACUACUACGGUGACACCAGCGGCUGUGAGAGUUGUGACCUUUCCCCCUCAGAGCCUCCAGAGACGCCAGCCUUCCUAGAACAGCCAACCUUUGUCAAUACACCGAUUGGCACCCCCUCUUUUCCGAAUGCCUACGGCACCCAACCCUAUUCGCGACCACUGGAAGCCUGUCCAGAUCAACCCAGAUUAGUUUCCAACACGAUACCUGAUGUUGUUGGUCCCGGCGUUUAUGGUAUCGAGUGCCAGACGACUGUUUGCUCUCUACCAGCGCAGGAAGAAGGACAGGGCAAGCCAAAGAAGACAGUCUUCACUAAAGCAACUGUUUAUAUUCGACUUGAUGAUUUCCAUGACGGUUUGUGGAUUGUCAACUAA